AUGAAAGUCUCUCGGUCCACGGCGCUCGCCAAAACCCUGCGCGGGGCCUGCCGAGCGCGCUGCGGGACACCGGCUACGACGAUCGCUGUGAGCCGGAGGAGUAUCGCCACAACUUCCGGCGGUUUUGUCACCCAACAGCAACAACAACCCAACCAUCCACCACAACGCCAACUCCUCGCCUCUCGCCCAGCCACUACUCAAACCCGCCAUUAUGCAUCGGCACCCGCGUCCAAGGAGGAAAACCUCGACAUAACCCCCCUCCACCCUCUCCAUCUCGCCCACAACGCCAAGCUGGUCCCCUUCGGCGGCUUCUCCAUGCCCGUGCAGUACCCCUCCCACACCGUCUCCCAAUCCCACGUGUUCACACGCGCCCACGCCUCCCUCUUCGACGUCUCGCACAUGGUUCAACGCCGCUUCACCGGCCCUGGCGCGACCGCCUUCCUGGAGCGCGUCACGCCGUCCGGCAUCGGCGCGCUGGAGCCGCACCGGAGCACUCUGUCGGUUCUGCUGAAGGCGGACGGGAGCGGGGGUAUCGUAGAUGAUACCGUGAUUACGAGGCUAGGUGGUGGUGAGGAGAAGCCGUAUUACUAUGUCGUGACCAACGCUGGGUGCCGGGAGAAGGACGAUGCGUACCUCUCGGAGGAGGUGCAGAAGUGGAACCAGGAGUUCGCGGGGCAAGGCUUGGAGGUGGUCGAGGAGCGGUGGCACAACACCGGGCUGCUGGCGCUGCAAGGGCCCGAGGCGGAGACCGCGCUCAGCUCAAUCUUAGCCGCCGAUGACCAAGGCUCAGUACCGGACCUGCACAAGCUCUUCUUUGGCCAGUCCGUCUUUGCCAACCUCAAACUCCCCAACGGCUCCGUCACCACCAAGCCCGUGCUCAUCAGCCGCGGCGGGUACACCGGCGAAGACGGCUUUGAGAUCUCCAUCCCAGCCACCGACACCGUCGCCGUAGCCGAAGCCCUCCUCGCAGCCGGCGGAGCCGACAACAAACAAGUCCAACUCGCCGGUCUCGGCGCACGUGACAGCCUCCGCCUCGAAGCCGGCAUGUGCCUGUACGGCCACGACCUCGACGAGACCACCACCCCCGUCGAGGCCGGGCUCAGCUGGAUCAUCCCCAAGGACCGCCGCAGCGCCGACGCGGGCUACUACGGCGCCGAGCUCAUCGCGAAGCAGCUCGUGCCCAAGACCAAAGGUGGCGCGGGCAUCGACCGGCGUCGGGUCGGGUUAGUCGUUGAGGGCGCCCCCGCGCGCGAAGGGGCCGAUAUUGCUACGAAGGUGGAAGGGGGAGGGACCAGGAAGAUUGGCGUGGUGACUAGUGGGUGUCCGAGCCCGUCGGUGGGGAAGAACAUUGCUAUGGGGUACGUUGAGGAUGGGUUCCACAAGGCUGGGACGGCGGUCCAGGUGGUGGUGCGCGGGCGGCCGCGGAUCGCGACCGUGACGAAGAUGCCGUUUAUUGAGACCAAGUACUACAAGGGGGCUUGA
Dichotomopilus funicola is the source of this 1482-nucleotide messenger RNA. RefSeq lists its product as uncharacterized. NCBI's taxonomy places the organism in Eukaryota, Fungi, Ascomycota, Sordariomycetes, Sordariales, Chaetomiaceae. The coding region runs from base 1 to 1482 and encodes 493 amino acids. Gene Ontology annotation, biological process: glycine catabolic process. The transcript has a single exon. Gene Ontology annotation, molecular function: aminomethyltransferase activity; protein binding. The record is from RefSeq and is a predicted model, not a curated record. Gene Ontology annotation, cellular component: mitochondrion.